Molecule: messenger RNA, 1044 nt
Organism: Venustampulla echinocandica
Lineage: Eukaryota; Fungi; Ascomycota; Leotiomycetes; Helotiales; Pleuroascaceae
Exons: 4
Coding region: 1-1044 (347 amino acids)
Source: RefSeq, a predicted model, not a curated record
AUGGCUUAUUCCAUCCAUACGAAGAAUCUAAUCAUCGUGUCUGUCGUCUUCGGCGUCAUCGCCAUCGGCGCAGUCGCCUUGCGACUAAUCGCCAGACGGCAGAAGCGUCUCCCGCUCUAUUGGGACGACUGGACCAUGAUCGUGGCGCUGGUCAUCGCAGUCGCACAAUGCGUCGUCUGUGUGUACGGAGCGACUGAGGGAGGAAUUGGACAUCCUUCAGAAACACUGACCCCGCCGACGUUGGUCAAGCUCUUCAAGGUAAAUGCGGCUUUUGCUGGAUAUGCUGCGAGUAUCCUGUCUAAUAACUACCAACAGGUCCACUUUUCUGUGAUACAGAUGCAUCUUAGCGCCCUAACAUUUAUCAAAAUCUCGAUUCUCUGCUUUUACCGGCGGAUUUUCACUAUCAAGUGGUUUACGAGGGUGGUGGACGCAACGAUUGGGUUUGUUGUCGUUUGGUGGCUUACCUUUUUCAUUGCCACCUUCUUUACUGCACGGCCGUUGAGCAAUUUCUGGAAUACCUUCCUGCAAGAUCUCGCAUUCGACAUUGCCCCUUAUGUAUUGGCCAUCGCUGCGACCGACGUAGCUGUUGAUUUCUGGACGCUUCUCCUGCCUCUUCCCGUCAUAGCAGGCCUACAGAUGAAGAGCGCUCAAAAAUGGCAAGUCGUCGGCAUCCUAUGGCUAGGAGUCUUCUGUGUUGUUUCUGCUUCUGUCCGAUUAUACUAUAUUCAACAAGUCCUGGCGUUCAAAGUCCUUGCUGGCGAGAAAUUCACUGGUGUUCUCACAAAUAACUUCGUAUGGGCUGUCAUUGAGCCUUGCGCAUCAAUCCUGUGCGGCUGCUUGCCGACUUAUGGAUCGCUUGCUACUGCGUGUGCUGGUCAUAUCAAGUCUGUUUGGAGCUCGUAUGGCCUCUACGGAUCCCAGGCAUACGGUUCUGGAAAGCACCCCAAUUCUGGGCUGAGCGACAAUGUCGAUGAUUCGGGUUCGAAGCGAACGCGAAGAGAGUGGUUAGAGUUACAGGACUCUCAGCAAAAGCUGACGGCGUAG